GCUCAACAUCUCACACUUCCGAUCUUUGCUUUCAUCUUUCUAUCCAAGGCUCUGUCUCAAGAGGAAAUCGUCAUGGCCGAACCAAUUCCCGGCCCUUCCACCUCCGCUGCCGCCGCCGCCGCAUCUGACACCAACACAUCCACCUCAAAAAAGCCCAGCGUCAUCAUCACCAUUGGCAUGGCCGGCGCAGGCAAGUCCACGUUCGUGCAGCGCAUCAACUCGUACCUGCACACGAGCGAAAACGACACGCGGCCGCCGUACAUCCUCAACUUGGACCCGGCGGUGCUCAACCUGCCGUUCGAGGCGAACAUCGACAUCCGGGACACGGUGAACUACGCCGAGGUCAUGAAGCAAUACAAUCUUGGUCCGAAUGGAGGGAUCUUGACCGCGCUCAAUCUGUUCACGACCAAGUUCGACCAGGUGCUCGAGUUGGUAGAGAAGCGCGCGGAGACGACUGAUCACAUCAUCCUGGACACGCCCGGGCAGAUCGAGAUCUUCACCUGGUCCGCGUCGGGGGCGAUCAUCACCGACGCGAUUGCGUCGUCGUUCCCGACGGUGAUAGCGUACAUUAUUGACACAGCCCGGUGCGUCGCGCCCGCGACGUUCAUGUCCAACAUGCUAUACGCGUGCAGUAUAAUGUACAAGACGAAGCUACCGUUCGUACUCGUGUUCAACAAGACGGAUGUCCAGCCGCACGACUUUGCGCUCGACUGGAUGGCGGACUUUGAGGCGUUCCAGGCGGCGCUGGCGACGCACCCGGGCGCGCGCGAUGCCGAGGGCGAGCCGACAUACAUGAACAGCCUUAUGAACAGUAUGAGUCUUGUGCUGGACGAGUUCUACAAGCAUCUCAAGGCUGUUGGGGUGUCGAGUAUGACCGGGGCAGGCGUCAAAGAGUUCUUCGACGCCGUUGAGGAGUCACGGGGGAUAUACGAAAGGGACUACCUCCCUGAGCUCGAGCGCGCGCGCGCGAUGCGCGAGAAGACGCUGCAGGACGCGAAGGAUGACUCGGUGAACAGGCUCAUGAAGGACCUUGCGGUCGACCGGGCGAAGAACCCCCAGGCGGCGGCGAACGACCGGUGGGCCGAAGAAGACGAGGAAGACGAGGACGAUGGUGAUGCGGAAGUGAACAUCAUUGAUCGAAGCGAGGAGCGGUGGCCGGGGCAGUAUAUUGAUGUGAUGUCGAUGCGUAGAGGGGGAGCCGAGGAGAUAAACUGGCCGCGCCCGGGGUAAACGGCCGACGUUCAAAGUUCGACGUUGGCGCUCUGUUGUGACGGGAUCUAUCAAGAUUGUUACUAGGACUUCAGCGAGAUUAGGUGUGUGUCAUAGGAUCUAGACUAAAAGGAUCUCGAGCAGAGUUUCGGACUGGCGACAUGUAUGCAUGUGCGCUUGAGUACGUACUACAUGUUCAUGUGUGUGUAUUCACCGAGACUACGGGUAUCCAUCCCAUGUAUCGUAUCGAUUUCACUGCCGCGAUCGCGAAGGGAGAUGUGUUUCUGG
This is a messenger RNA of Coniophora puteana RWD-64-598 SS2, 1497 nucleotides long. Its product is annotated as XPA-binding protein 1. Gene Ontology annotation, molecular function: GTPase activity. The transcript has 7 exons. Lineage: Eukaryota; Fungi; Basidiomycota; Agaricomycetes; Boletales; Coniophoraceae. Bases 73 to 1230 code for a protein of 385 amino acids. The record is from RefSeq and is a predicted model, not a curated record.